Molecule: messenger RNA, 816 nt
Organism: Cryptomeria japonica (Japanese cedar)
Lineage: Eukaryota; Viridiplantae; Streptophyta; Pinopsida; Cupressales; Cupressaceae
Exons: 4
Coding region: 1-816 (271 amino acids)
Source: RefSeq, a predicted model, not a curated record
AUGGAGCAACCUUUUAGAACCUUUGAUAACCAAUUAUUAAAUGGAAGCAGAAGAUGGGGGGACGUGCAUAGUGAUCAAAAUGAAGAAAGGAAUAGAAACAACCAAGAUAAUGGAGGAAUAAAUGGAAAUGAGGAGAAUGAUGGAGACUGGAAUAACACAAAUAGAGGUAAUAUUAUAAAUAAUAAUGGAGGAAGUAAUAGAUAUGGGAGCAACCAAAAAAAUAGAAAUAAUGGAAUUAACAAUGACAAUUAUGGAAAUGGUAAUGGUGGAGGUAGAAACAACAAUAAUGGCAAUGGAGGUAAUCAUAGAAAUAACGGAAAUAAUAAUGGUGGUGGAAACAAUUGGAACAAUGGAAAUGGAAUUGAUUCAGCAGAACAACAUGCAGUUAAUGUGAAAAAUAUCAUUGAAGAAUUUGAGGUACCUCAUGAGGAUCUAUUCAUCAAACUAAAAAAUCAUUAUGAGAUUUUGUCUCAUAAACCUAAUACUUUACAACAAGCAUUCAAGACAACUGCUACUAUUGAGAAUAUUAGGAAGGUUUUUUCUGAUGAUGGUGAAGAUAUCCCUUCCUUGAGAAAAUUGUUUCAGGAGGAAGUAGUGCCGUCUUUGAGUAAUUUGACUAAAGAAGAGAAGAAAGCUUCCACUAUUGCAGUUAUAGAACAAGUAAAAAGCAAUUACCAAUUGAGAAAUAGGAAUGUCAACAAUGAGCAGGGUAAGCUAUCAGGUAUUUUUGCUAGGGUCACAAAAUCAAAUGUGACAAAUAACGACACAGCCAAGGGCAAGGAUACAAGUGCCAAGAAAGGGAAGGAACCAAAAUAG